AUGUCGAACCCCGAAGUUCUCUGGGCCCAGCGCUCCUCCAGCACCGACCCCGAGAAGAACUUCAUCUACCUGACCAUCACGGCCCCCGAUGUGCCCAAGUCCAAGUUCUCGCUGGACCUGAAGGCCACCACCCUCAAGUUCAAGGGUCACUCGGACACUUUGAAGCGCGACUACGACCUCGAGCUUGAGUUCUACGCCGAGAUUGACCCGGAGAACUCCAAGAUCAACCACUCCUCGCGCAAUGUCGAGCUGAAGCUCCGCAAGAAGGAACUCAAGGAGGAGUACUGGCCCCGCCUGCUCAAGGAGGCCAAGAAGCUCCAGUUCCUCAAGACCGACUUCGACAAGUGGGUUGAUGAGGACGAGCAGAACGAGGCUCCCGAGGAGGACUUCAGCCAGUUUGGCGGCAUGGGUGGCAUGCCUGGCAUGGGCGGCGGUGACUUUGGUGGCAUUGAUUUCUCCAAGCUCGGCGGCGGUGCUGCUCCCGGCGACGACGAGGAUGAGGAUGAUGAGGACGAUGAGGACGAUGACGAUGACAUGCCUGCCCUCGAGGGUGAGGACGACAAGAAGGCUGCUGCCUAA
Messenger RNA from Pestalotiopsis fici W106-1, 579 nucleotides. RefSeq lists its product as uncharacterized. The transcript is spliced from 4 exons. Gene Ontology annotation, biological process: protein folding; chaperone-mediated protein complex assembly. Lineage: Eukaryota; Fungi; Ascomycota; Sordariomycetes; Amphisphaeriales; Sporocadaceae. Bases 1 to 579 code for a protein of 192 amino acids. Gene Ontology annotation, cellular component: nucleus; cytosol. The record is from RefSeq and is a predicted model, not a curated record. Gene Ontology annotation, molecular function: Hsp90 protein binding; protein-folding chaperone binding.